AUGAUCUUGACGGACGUUCUGAAGCGGUGGCAAGUUCUCAAAGGCCGCAAAUCCAUCCUAUGCACAGGUACCGACGAACAUGGCAUGAAGAUCCAACAAGCGGCCAACAAGGCCGGCGUGCCACCGAAAGAGUUCUGUGACCGCGGUGCCGACGUUUUCAGGAAUCUUGCAAAUAGGAUUGGCAUCAGUAGCGAUGUGUUUAUCCGGACGACAGACACCCGGCACAAGGAUGCUGUCGAGUAUGCUUGGCAGAUGCUGCAGGAUAGGGGGUACAUCUACGAAAGCAAGCAUGAAGGGUGGUAUAGCGUCAGUGACGAGACGUUCUACCCACCAUCGCAGGUACAGCUGGUUGUGGACCCGCCGACUGGCCGCAAGAUUAUGGUGAGCAUUGAGACGGGGAAGGAGGUGGAGUGGACGAGUGAGCGGAACUACCAUUUCCGCCUGAGCGCAUUCAAAGACCAAUUACUUGCUUUCUACGAGGAAAACCCACAGUUUGUCAUCCCUCGAACACGGAUGGGUGAGGUAGUCCACGAAGUCAGUACCUCCCUGUCCGACCUGUCCAUCUCCAGGCCCGUGGAACGUUUGACAUGGGGAGUCCGCGUGCCGACAGACCCUUCACAAACCAUCUACGUCUGGCUUGACGCUCUCCUCAGUUAUGCUAGUGCAGCUGGCUACCCCUUCACACCAGGCUCAGCAUCUUCAGGUGGCUGGCCAGCAGACAUUCAUGUCGUGGGCAAAGACAUCGUCCGCUUCCACUGCAUCUACUGGCCCGCCUUCCUCAUGGCCCUCGGCCUUCCUCUCCCCAAGCAAAUCCUCACCCACGCCCAUUGGACGCUAGGCCGUCAGAAGAUGGCGAAGAGCACCGGCAACGUCGUCAACCCUUUCUUCGCCCUCGACCGUUUCGGCAUCGACAUCAUGCGCUGGUACCUCGUACACGAAGGCGGCAUCACCGACGAUGCAGACUACGACAAUCGCUACAUCAUUGAGAAAUACAAGAAAAACCUCCAAGGCGGCCUGGGCAACCUAACGAGCCGCAUCAUGCGCGGCAAGGGAUGGGACGUCCGGCGAGCCGUGAAACAGUACGCCAACCCGGCGUUCUCUGAACAUGCGGACCAAGAUGCCAAAGCGAUGUGUUCCCGCAUCGCCGCCCUACCUUUGCAAGUGGACAAGCACAUGCACGACCUGCACCCCAACCGCGCCUUACAAACCCUCAUGCGCGCCGUGGCCGACAUGAACGCCUAUCUCCAGCACGUCUCCCCGUGGACGCUCGUUACGAAACUGCAGUCCAUCUCCACCGACACGACGGGCCAAGAGCUCCACGAGGCGGCGAAGGCGGGACAGUCACCUGAGCAGCUGGAGGCAGAGAUAGAUCAGUGCAUUUUCCUCGCCGCGGAAACGCUGCGGUUGGUGGGUAUCAUGCUGCAGCCAUUCAUCCCUACGUCUGCGAAGCGGUUGCUGGAUAUGGUGGGCGUGGAGGCGGAGAAGAGGACGUGGGAGUGGUGCGAGGUAGGCAAGGAUGGAAGUUACGGUCUCCCGAUGGUAGAUCUGGGGAGAGGAGAGAAGGGCGUGCUCUUCCCGGGCCUGACGAGUGAUUUCUAG
This is a messenger RNA of Baudoinia panamericana UAMH 10762, 1599 nucleotides long. RefSeq lists its product as uncharacterized. The transcript has a single exon. The coding region runs from base 1 to 1599 and encodes 532 amino acids. Gene Ontology annotation, molecular function: ATP binding; methionine-tRNA ligase activity. Gene Ontology annotation, biological process: methionyl-tRNA aminoacylation. The record is from RefSeq and is a predicted model, not a curated record. Lineage: Eukaryota; Fungi; Ascomycota; Dothideomycetes; Mycosphaerellales; Teratosphaeriaceae.